AAGGGGUACAACGGAAGUUGAAUAGAAUAGCUCACCAGAGUACAUAUCCUACUCCAGAUCCUACUGCAUCAGCCCUGUUUAACCUACAAUCAGUCAGCACGUCAAUCUGGGUGUGGUGUUCUGUGUUGUACUGUUGUCUGGGUGGACACCAGAGUACCACUCCAAAGGGGAGCUCUUAGCGUGUAGUCUGAUUCCCUUCAAACACUGUGGCUACUACUGUUGUGGACAGAGUCUUCAGUGAAGAGGGAAGGAAAGGAGAGUCUGGAGAAUUGGAAGGGGAGGACUGCUAAAGUCUACUGCAGGGAAGGAUUGUUUUUUAGUGAGAGAAGGAAGGAGGAGAAGCGUCACGGUCGGUUGUGGAGGAGAGAACCAGACCAACUGUCUGUUACUGUGGCUGCUGCUGACAGACUGUCUUCAGGGAAGAGAGAAGGUAACAAAGCUGGAGAGCUGGAUGAGGUCUGCUACAGUCUAGUUGGAGAAAAAGCUAGAGGGUUCUGAACAGAAGACAGGGAUCUGAACAGAAGACAGGGUUCUGAACAGAAGACAGGGAUCUGAACAGAAGACAGGGAUCUGAACAGAAGACAGGGAUCUGAACAGAAGACAGGGAUCUGAACAGAAGACAGGGAUCUGAACAGAAGACAGGGAUCUGAACAGAAGACAGGGAUCUGAACAGAAGACAGGGAUCUGAACAGAAGACAGGGAUCUGAACAGAAGACAGGGAUCUGAACAGAAAAGGAGAAGAUGAGACUGCUGAUGGAGUUUUUAUUAAAGCUAAAUGAUAGAGCUCAUGAAUGUGUUGCAAAAAAUACUGGUAACUCACUGCAUGACUAAGUACCACUUCUGGUUAUUUUUUCCAUGUUGAUGUUUCAUCCUCACAAAACAUUUUGGUGGCAUAUGGUAUCGCCAUCAACACCUUCAGCUUUCGGAGGUCUUUUCAAAGAAUAUAACUACUCAAACUUUCAUCAGCUAUCGGAGGACUUUUCAAAGAAUAUAACUACUCAAACUUCCAUCAGCUUUUACAGUGGCUACAAAAAAAGAGGAAAAUCAGAAUGUGUUUCUGGAGGUGUAUGGAUGUACUGUUUCCCAUCAGCACUGAAUGGCCACAUUGUGUUGGACUAACACAGCAUUACCUGGAUUAGAGACAGAUUCAAGUACAUUAAAGUGAACGGUGUGUGGGGGGGGGAGAUCACUGGAUCUGCUUUGGAACGGAAUCAUAUUAGAUGUUAUGAUUUAUUUUUGGAUGAUUUAAACCUGGAUAAAGAUCUCAAACAUGGAUGGAGUAAACAUGAAUGCUAACGACAACACUGCUGCUGCUCAGGGGAAGGCCUCUUCCAACUCCACCAACUCCGACCGCUCCGACCGCUCCGACCGCUCCGACCGCUCCGAGUUCCAGCGGCCUGAUGUCGAGACGCCGGUCCUGAAGUUCUUCCGGACUCUCUCUGAAGAGACAGACACUUCUCCCGGGAACGUCAACAGCAGUCAUGGAACAUCUGUUGAAGUCAAUGGAACUGAGAGGACAGCAGGGGAUUCAAGUGCAGUAGGUGUGGUGCAGAAGAAUGGAGAAUCCACCACCCCCACCACAGUUGUACGGACCAAUGAGAGAGAGGAAGUAUUUGGAACAGAGGGCUGCAUGGAAUUGGAGUCUGUCGAUGGGAUGCCACCAGGGACUAGCUGUUCUGUGGAUUGUGACAGGAAUGGAGGUCUGGCUCAAUGGAUUCCAGAAGCACAGAGUGACAUCAUGGACUUAGAGGAGGAAGAUGCAAAUGGUAAAUGUCUUGUCCAGUCAAAGGAUUACAUCGCAGAUAAGAAGACCCAUUUACAAGGAUAUGGUGGGUCAACAGACCAAUCGGAUGGCUGCAUUCCAGAAAGGACAUCUCACUUACAAGGAUAUGUGGGGCCAAUGGAUUCUAUAAAAAAUGAACUGAGAGUGUCCAUAGACAAACAUAGGAACAGUGGAGCAUCAGAAGACUGCAGUAGGGAGGAGCCUAUAAACACAGACACACAGUGUGCUACAGGCAGCACCAAUCAGGACGUAGACACUGACUGUCCCAGUACAGACCAGUCAGAGACAACUGACCAGCAACGUCUGUACAGAUCCACAGACAAAAUUCAUCAAGAUAUGUUAAAAAGUAAUGAAAUCACUAACACUGAUGACAAAUACAAUGCAAAGGAUGUUCGCAACAACACAGAUGAAUCUACAGACAAUCACAACAUACUGACCUGGUUAACAGACAGUGAAACCAAUCCAGCAAGCAGCAGUACACAGGAAACAUGUACAGAUGAUAAGCAAAUCCAAGACUUACCGACACCUGAAGAUGAUUUGACCAGAGACCUUGCUAACCCUACUGCAGUAAGAGCUGGUAAACCUCAAGACUUACCAGCACCUGAUGAUGAUUUGACCAGAGACCUUGCUAACCCUAAUGCAGUAAGAGCUGGUAAACCUCAAGACUUACCAACACCUGAUGAUGAUUUGACCAGAGACCUUGCUAACCCUAAUGCAGUAAGAGCUGGUAAACCUCAAGACUUACCGACACCUGAAGAUGAUUUGACCAGAGACCUUGCUAACCCUAAUGCAGUAAGAGCUGGUAAACCUGACACCAGUGGAACACCAUCUUCCAACAACACAACUGUGAUUCUAACCAUGAUCAAGUCUGAACCUGUUUCUGAGGAGCAGCAGCAUACAGUCGCUGAAACGGAGACUGUUGUUGGUACUACAGGACAGACUGAGGAGCCAGGUUGUGGGUCUAGCAUUGAGGUGAAGGUGAGAGGGGAGACCUACCCACACUCAGAUUCAGAAAGUAUCACUGGGGCAGUAUUGGAGACAGGUGAGGCCAAUACUGGGAAUGCCAGGGUGGUGUCUUGUCCCUCUGAAACUAUGCUGUCCUCUGAAGUGAUAGAGAGAGCACCUGCAGAGGCAAAGUCUAUAGCCGGGCCUUCUCACCCAACAAGUCCCCAGGGGCCAACCUCAACCCCAGGUCCAACCAGUGGCCCUCCCCGUGGCACCACCUCCAUCCGAGCCACCUUCUCCCUCGGUUCCCCGGUGGAGAAGCCCCUUCAGCUGCCUGCCCUCUUCAGUGGUCUGAGGACCCUAAAGAAGGGAGCGGCAGGGUCGGAUCAGGACAUAGUGGCCCUGAUCAAACCCCCAUCACCAUCAGACCUGGGUGUGAACAAGCCUGUGAGGAGAGAGCAGAAGACGGUUCGCAGGAGGCAGGGGACUUUCUUGGACCAGCUCUCCCAGUUCCUGAACAUGGAGAAGGAUGAUAACAGUAAGAUGAAGGAGUCUACAGGAGAGGAGAUGAGGGAGUCUACAGGAGAGGAGAUGAGGGAGUCUACAGGAGAGGAGAGGAAGGAGUCUGAGCCGUCAGAAGAGUCUAAAGAAUUCAGCGAUGAACCUGAGGAAGCGAGGGAGGUGAAAGAGAAGACAGAGAAGGAUACAGAGACAGAAAAGACAGACCAGGAUACAGAGAAAGAGAAGACUGAAGGACUGUCUGUGAUAAAGCCUCCGGAAUCUUCAGAACCUUCUGAGACUCUAGAACCUAAGGAACCUCAGAAGCCUCCCUCCAGGGCGGAAGUGGCAUUUGAUGAGUUCAAGGCCUUUUUCGUCCCCAGGCCCCUGAGGCGGGAACAGGAUGCAGUGAAGCGGAAGGCCUGGAUCUUUGAGAGAACCUUCAAGACUCCUGAAAAGAAAACUGAUUCAAAAUUGCGGGUGUCGACCCCAGGUGAUGGAGAGGACCGGUCCACCCCAGGUCGUCUGCAGGCCAUCUGGCCCCCAACUAAGGAGGAGAAAGUGGGACUGAAAUACACAGAAGCCGAACACCAGGCAGCCCUCCUGCAGCUGAAGAGAGAAUGCAACGAGGAGAUGGAGAAGAUACAGGAGGACUUUGGAAAGCAGCUGCGCCAGGUGAGAGGGGACAAUGAGGAGCGUAUAUUCCACCUGGAGUGCAACCUGGCCCGGCUACAGAGCGACCUGGCAUUGAGUGCACACCACCGUCGUGGAGACCUCCGAGACGUUGCCGUAUCCACGGGAGAUGACCUCUCACAACGGACCGUCCACAACGUGUGCAUCCAGACGGACCAUCAAACCCUUAUCAGAACCCCUGAGGAUGAGGAGGGAGGUGUCAGGCUGGGCCCCCAACCCCCCCUCAAUGUGCCUAAGAGACUGGGCCUGGCUUCUAUCAGUCUAAAUCUGUCUGGACAGGCUACCUCUCCCUCUUCUCCCUCUUCUUCCCCCCUUCUCCCUCCUCCACCUCCUCCUCCUCCUUUCCCAAAACAGACCCAGGGACUUGACGGCCCUCCACCGCCACCAGGCUGUGUUCCCCCUCCCCCUCCAGGUGUGUUGGUGGAUAAACCCCACAGGAAGCCUGCUGUGGAACCAGCCUGUCUCAUGAAGCCUCUCUACUGGACCAGGAUACAGAUACAGGACAAUAAGGACACACUGUGGAACUCUCUUGUGGAACCAGACAUCAUCAACACCACAGAGUUUGAAGAUCUGUUCUCCAAGAGCACCUUGCAGACCAAGAAAAAACCUCUGUCAGAGGCCUAUGAGAAGAAAGCCAAGGCCAAGAAGGUCAUCAAGCUGCUGGAUGGUAAGCGUUCCCAGGCUGUAGGGAUACUCAUCUCUAGUCUGCACCUGGAGAUGAAUGACAUACAGCAAGCUGUGCUGACGGUGGACAACUCCAUCGUGGACAUGGAAACCAUCCAGGCCUUAUAUGAAAACAGAGCCCAGCCCGAUGAGCUGCAGCAGAUAACGAGACACUACCACACUUCAGAGGAGGAACGGAUCAAGUUGCUGGACAAACCUGAACAGUUCCUCUAUGAGUUAUCUCAGAUACCAGACUUCCCAGGCAGAGCUUCAUGUAUCAUCUUCCAGUCUGUCUUCAUAGACGCCAUCGCCUCCGUACAGCGGAAGGUUGACAUCGUCUCUCGCGUCUGCAAGGAUCUGUUGGAGACCUCCAGUGUGAGGGAAGUAAUGGGUCUGGUUCUAGCUCUGGGGAACCACAUGAACGGGGGCAACAGGACCAGAGGACAGGCUGACGGCUUCGGGCUGGAGAUCCUGCCCAAACUGAAAGAUGUCAAGAGCAGGGACAAUCGAAUCAGUCUGGGCGACUAUGUGGUAUCAUACUAUCUCCGCAAUCUGGAUGAGAACGCUGGGACAGAGAGAAGUGUCUUCCCUCUCCCCGAGCCUCAGGAUGUGUUUCUGUCAGCCCAGGUCAAGUUUGAAGACAUCACCAAGGAGCUGAGGCAGCUGAGACGGGACCUGACAGUGUGUGAGAAAGGUGUUCAGAAGGUGUGUUCCAGCUCUACAGACGAGCACCUCCAGCCGUUUAAGGACAAGAUGGAGGCGUUCGUUCUGAUUGCGCAUAAAGAACAUGAUGACGUGCAUGCCCAGUUGAUGUUUGCACAAAAAAGCUUCCACGAGCUGGUGACGUUCUUAGGGCUGAAGCCCAAGACAGGAGAGACCGAGGUGGCGACAGGUCACUUCUUCAUGCUGUGGUUUGAGUUCUGUACCGACUUCAUGACCAGGUGGAGGAGAGAGAACAAGAAUAUCUCCAAAGAGAGACUGAAAGAGGCUCAGCUGUCGGUGAAGAAGAUUACAGCAGACAAGAAGGUGGAAACUAGAAAGAUCAACCCUAACAGUCUGAAAGAGAGACUGCGCCAGAAAGAAGCCAACAUGGUGGCCACAAGCUGAGAGACAGAACAGAGAAGAACAGGACAGAGAAGAGAAGACAUUAAUGAGAAGAGUAAUGGGUUGAUGUGUGAGAGGACUGGGGACUCCUCCCACCUUCUCCCGUCACCGCCCCUUAGCCACCCACACAGGACUG
Messenger RNA from Oncorhynchus gorbuscha (pink salmon), 5822 nucleotides. Its product is annotated as formin-like. The transcript is spliced from 17 exons. Lineage: Eukaryota; Metazoa; Chordata; Actinopteri; Salmoniformes; Salmonidae. Gene Ontology annotation, cellular component: actin filament; cytoskeleton; cytoplasm. Gene Ontology annotation, molecular function: actin filament binding; microtubule binding. The record is from RefSeq and is a predicted model, not a curated record. Gene Ontology annotation, biological process: actin filament network formation; cortical actin cytoskeleton organization; actin nucleation. The coding region runs from base 1271 to 5689 and encodes 1472 amino acids.